CCUGGCGUUCCAUCGGCCCGAGCGGGCGCGAGAGGCGGCGGCUGCUGCGCCUGGGAAGGAGGCGGAGGAAGCGGCAGCGGCAGCAGCAGGAGCAGCAGGAGGGGAGAGGCAGGAAGGAAGCGGCCGCCUGCGAGCUCCGUGGUCAUCUGAUCGCAGCCCAGCGUCCGGCCGGGAGAGGGACGGAGGGCGACAGCCGCACAGCCGCGAGACCCGCCUGGCCUCCCUCCCCUUGCAGAUGCGCCCUGCGCCCCUUCCCCAGCCUGAGCCUCCCCUUCCCCCGAUCCUUCAUUGAUUCCCGAGAUCCGGGGUUUCCUCGUGCUUCCAGACCCGGCACAUCUCUCCCUCCCUUUCUCGCCUGUUUUCGUGGCUCUCCUCCUCUCUCUCUCUCUCUCUCUCUCUCCCCGCCCCAGCGAAUGUUAGGAAAAGAAAAGGCUGCCAGGUCAUUUGGAGAGAAACUUUAAGGUCCUUCCGAUUGGCUUAGAUCCCUUAGGUGGGGGCGAAACUCCCUGCUUUAUUUGACCCUCGUUCUCCCCCCCACCCCUUUCUCUUAUUUCACUAACCACCUCUCUCUUCUUCCCACCCCAAUUGAAAGUAUCGGUCAAUGUCUGGUUGUCACCCCUCUGUUUUACCAUUUAUUUUUGGAUACAGGAAGGCUUUUGGAAGGACCUAAAUUCCCCUUCUUUUCUGGAUAUAUAUAUUUUAAAAUAAUUUCUCUGGUCCUUAAUCAGUUCAUUCCUUUUUCCUUUUUUUGGCAGAACCACAAAUUUUGGUCUGAGGAUUUGUAUUUUCCCCUCUGGGUUUCCUUUUUUUUAAUUUUAAAAGCCACCUUUUGGAAUAAAUCUUCUGUCCUGUAUUAUUAUUUUUUUGGAAAGUUCUGAAUUACUUAUUUCCUUUGGAGACCUCAGCGUCAAGCUCUUUGUAAACUGCAACACCCUUUGGCACCCUGCAUCUGAAUGUGGGAAAAACAGCUCCUUUGGAAAAAUAUAUAUAUAUUCUGUCAUUUCCUGGUGCUUUUUUCACCUUCCUAAUCUUUUUGCUCUGUCCCAUCCCAUCAGAGGAAGCCUGAGGUCUGAAUAAACUGUGGAUCUGUGCUACAUCUGUGGACUGCCCUCUCUUUUAAAAAUCCAAAAACGGCGGAUACGCUUUCGACACUGCAUUCUACAGAUUGUUGACAUAGGAAGAAACUCUCUUGGCAGGCUCCAGCGGGUUCCUUUUUGUCAUUUGACUUUAAGGAAGCAAAGAUCUGGAAAGAGAAGUUUGUAACAUCUGCGCUCCAGAAAAAAACAACCCUGGAGGGACUUUUGGCAGAAAGACAGCCUUAAACUUUCUCAUUUCCGAGGAAACAACUGCGUUGUCAAAUCGACCUGAUCUUGCAUUUGGAAGUUUUUCAGGAUCUUCUGGACACGGGAGGAAAAGAGACUGGCAUGCUCAACACCCUGUCCUGAUUAACUGCAAUGGGGCAUUGAGGCAGAACAAAUUUCCCACUGGAAAGUGUGGGAGUGAGUGGAGAAUCCCUGCAGGGAGCGUGAAAGACACAGGAGGAGGAGCUGACCCAGCACAUGAAUGGCUGCCAAGGAUUAUGACCACUUGUUCAAGCUACUCAUCAUUGGGGACUCUGGUAAGCCUUGGCUCGCUUUCCCUUGUUCCCCAAGUCUUCCAUUUUCUCUUCUCUUCCCCCCAAACCCACUUUUUCAUCUUAUUAUAUUUGGCUGUUCUGUCUCCUGCUGUCUUUUUCAUUCCUCUUUAACUAUGCUCCUCUCUCUAAACUCAUCUCAUUCUUUUCAGUUUUCAUUCCACACUCUUCUUUUAACAUGUUUCUCCUUAUCUGUUUGUUUAAAUAGUCUUGGUUUCUUGCAUCUUUUCCCUCCUUUGGUCUUCCACCUUGUUUCAUAUAUUCCAAUUGGUUAUCGGUUCAGCAUCCCCUCCGCCCCCACUUAAGCCUAUUCCUUGUCAUUCUUCCUCUUUGUACUCUUGUUUUUUGUUGUUAUUCCCACAGCUCUUUCCUUGUUUCUCUUUCAUACCUGCAAACAUCCUCAUGCAAUAUAAAUGUGCACAAGGUAAUAAAAAGGUUACUUUUUAAUGAAUUUGGAAGUAACUGUGAUAGGACUGAUAGCGCUCUCUUGCCUUGUAACUUUACCCCGUUAGUAUCUGGCUUUAUAUUGCCUUCUCUCACUAUUUUAGCAUCCCAUAAUCCCAUGGAGACUUAUCUUGUGGGAAGCUUACUCACAGUGUACCAAGAGCUUAUUCUGGCUGCAUGGCAAGCGUGCAGAAGCAGUUUUUUCCACGAGUCUCCCUUGUGCUAAUUUCUAGGAUUCCCAGCAUCCUUUGGGGCCUAGUUGCGCUAACCUGUGAGGGUUGCCACCUAGAAACAUUCACACAUAGUUUUUUUCGGGGGGGGGAGGAGAAAAACAAGGUGUAUGAGUUUGCCUGAGCUGCUACUUGGUAGGAGGAAAUUAUAGUACUUAUACUAAAGCUAACCAAGAAUGAUGCUUCUCAAAAUGGCUUCCCAGAAUGCUCCUGACUAAGUCAUUCUAUAUACCUGGGUAUGUUUCCAAUACUCUUCACAUUCAUUCAAAUUUAGCCUGCUAUACUUCAGGCCCUGGUCAGCAACUUGCUCUCUUUGCAUCUUUCUUAAGACUUCCAACUUGGGCACAUUCAUACAUUUAAAGCACUGUGAGACCACUUUAAACAGUUAUGGCUUCCCCCAGAGAAUUCUGGGAGCGGUAGUUUGUUAAGCAUGCUGAGAGUUACAAGUCCCAGAGUUCCAUGGGAAGAGGCAUUAAAACACUCCUGAGAAUUAUAGCCCUGGGAGGGGAAUAGGGGGCCUCCUAACAACUCUUGGCAUGCUUAACAGAGACCCUCUAUUCCAGGCAUCCCCAACCUCCAGCCCUCCAGAUGUUUUGGACUACAAUUCCCAUCAUCCUUGACCACUGGUCCUGUUAGCUAGGGAUCAUGGGAGUUGUAGGCCAAAACAUCUGGAGGGCCGCAGGUUGGGGAUGCCUGCUCUAUUCCCUGGGGGGUACGAUUCUCAGAGUGGUUUAACAGGCAAUGCCUCUUCCCAAGGAACUCUGGGAAUUUUAAUUUGGGGGAGAGGAAUAAAAGGUCUCCUAACAACUCUCAGCAGCCUUAAACUACAGAUCCCAGAAUUCUCUGGGGGAAGCCAUGGCUGUUUAAAGUGGCAUCACAGCCUUUUAAAUGAUAGACUCAUAGAAUUGGAAGGGACCACAAGGGUCAUAUAGUCCAACCCCCUACAAUGCAGGAAUCUUUCACCCAAUGUGGGGCUUGAACCCACAACCCCGAGAUUGUCAACUGAGCUAUUGCAGCCCAAGUUGGAAUACACCCCCAUUAAAAGAAUGGACCUCAGUUAGUCUUUCCAUACUCUUAGUAUACGACUGGAUACAACCCUUAGUAGCUUGGGGAAGGGAGGGCUCCUAGUUGCUAAGCCAUUGUUUAAAAUGGGGGUGGGAAGCCUGUGUCCUCCCCAGAUAUGGUUGGACUCCAUCUCCCAUAAGCCAGAGCUUUCAUGGCCAAUGGUCAGGAAUGAUGGGAGUUGUAGUCCAGCAACAUAUGAAGGCCCUCAGGUUAGCCAGCCAUGGUUUUAAAGCAGUACCUAUUCACCAAAUGCAUACACAACAUGGUUAAGAAAGGUCUUUUAGACUUCAGUGCUACACCUACAUAUCUAGGAGUAAGCCCAACGUGAUUCAUGGGACUGACUUCUGAGAAAUGUUACCUUACUUUUUAAAUCCCCUCCAAAAAAAGGUGGCAAACCAUUCUGUUCAACCCAUUGCAGUUCCCCUGCAGUGUUCUUGAGCCCUGAUCUCCUGCCAUCAGUUCCAAAAAAAUAAUUGGAACCAAAACUCAUAAACUUUGCUACCGAGUCCUGUGUGUCUCAUAUCACAUUUUUUGAGGCGGUCUUGUGAAUGCCGACUUCUUCCACAGAAAUGGAAACAGCUACUAGCAAAUAAUAUCUAUAUUUCUAGUUCCCCAAGCGGCUUGCUGUCACUCAAAUUCAACACACGAGGUUGCUUGUGGGUGUUUUGUACACCGAUGAAAAUGAGAGACAAGCCCUGUCCUCGGGGUUACAAGACUUUGGUGAGGGAAGUGGAAGAAAAAAGUGGAAGAGGAAGGGGAUCAGUUUGACAGUGAGCGAAGAGAUGAAUUACGAUCAGGCUGGGGCUUGGCUGAUCCCCCCCCCCCCCCAUUGACGGUAUUCUUUGCUUGGAAAGGAGUUGUGCAACUGACCCGGCAGUCCUUGUUCCUUGAAUGGGGUGAGGUGGAGAGGGCGCCUCCCCCUUUGCCUCUGCAGUCACAGGUCCACUGAUAGCUGGAACAGAGCUCUUUCUGAGGCACCGGGUUGGGGGAAGAGAAGCCAGCUCCUUGCAGCUGUUCUCUGAUGGCUGGAGCCAGGCCUGUCUCCUUGCUGUGGUGGUUUUCCUGCAAAGGGGUGGAUGCAAUUCUCUUCUCGCUGGUAGCAAAGCAGCUUCCCCCUUCUGAUCUCGCCUCCCCAGCCUUCUCUCCUUCAGGUUGCACACAAAGAGCUCCGCCAAUCAUUCCUAUGCAGCUUCUUGGCAUUUAAAGUCCUCUAUUGCUUCCUGCUGCGAGGCCUUGUCUCGUUUGAUAUUUAUCUUUGUUUCAUUUUUCAUGCAGUUCCAGACUGGAUGUGAAUACGCAUGUGGGAAGCUGCCUUUCCCUGCCUCUGGCAGUGCUGGCUCUCAGUCAGUAUUGGUUGCACUGGCUGGCAGCGGCUUUUUGGGGUUUCAGGCGGGAGCCCUUCCCAGCCCUGUGUGUUUCAGGGUUGAGCCUAGGGCUUCCCAAAUUCCAAGCGCGUGCUGAGAUUUAAAAUGCAUCAAAAGCCCAAAGCGGUUGAAGGAAAGAAGCAAGGAGGUGGCGGCUCUGGAAGGAAUCCUGUUGUUGUAGCAGUUUGCUGUGCAGAGGGAAAAAAGGAUUUGCACGAUUCCCUGCCCCAGCCUGCUUACAGUCACACGUGGUAGGAGGUAGAAGUGACUUGGAAUUAAACCAGCACCUCUGUCUACUGGUUCGUUAAGGCAGACAUAAUUUACUAGCCAUAGCAUCUGGCUGUACAACUGGCAGGUCUGGUUGCUUGGGAGGGGGCUUCCCCCCACGGAAUAAAUUCGGAAAUCAGGUGAAAUUCUGGGGCUCAGAAAUAGGGUUAAAAGGGGUUAGUGUGGCACCUGCAUUCUUGAGGCCUUUAUGUCUCAUGCGUGCACCUGCUGAUGUAAUUAAAUACCUGAAGGUAGUUAGAGCUUUCCCAGCUGACCAGGGCUGGCAGGCAGAAGGCCUGAUUCGAUCAGAAAGGGGGAAAGGGAUUCACCAGCCAGGAGUGUUCCCAUGUAUGCGUGGUACUUCUGAGGUAUCCUGAUGGAACCAGAGAAGUAAAAUUCCAGUCUCUGGAAAAUGUUCUGGAUUUUUCCCGGAAGUCCCAAAUUGCAAUCUGGUUUAGUAAACAAAAGCCAUGGGGCUCACUUGCAGAGAGCUAUUCACAACAUGGAAGCUGCCUUGGACUGGCGUUCUACCCCAUUCCUUAGGCUCCUACUUUUUUCUUUUUCAGUGAAACAAUGAUUUUAAUUAACGACACUUUUCCGGGGACGGAAAUACCCAAUAGGUAAUUUUCUACCCCACAUGGUGAUGUCAGUAUUGACGGACAACCACCGAGGGGGGUCAGGGGGAAUGUGUCACUUUUUGCCUCUAGCAAGAGCCUGGCUACUCUCAUUACACGAAUUGCAUGAAAAGUAAGCCUGCUUUGGUUUGAUCAUGAGCAUCUUUGAGAAUCGCUUGGAGAAAUGGGGGGAAGGAUGAAAGAGGGGUUAGUACAGCUUCUUUGUUUCCCAUCUUCUCCUGCUCCAAAUCCCUAGGAAAAUCCUCCUCUGAAGGUGAUGAGAAUACAAGUGCAUAGAUGCUGAGCAGUGGCUCUGAUCCCCUCCAGCUUUCUCUGGGGAACCUUUGGAGCCUGCCUUUGGAGACACACAACUGGUAGCUGCUUCUCUCUCCCCCUCCUCCUGCCCCAGUUUCUAUUCCCUUCUACACAUAGUCAGUGUGAGCACUGAGCAUGCUCUGUCCCUAUUGGGUUGCCUUUGUAGGUGUUUUCCCCUAAAUGGCUGGUGUUCUAAUUUUGGUACUUCUGCAAACUUUUGAAUUCUCCUUUACCUGCUGAUACAUCAUUUUUUAAAUGGCCUUGUUUUGGCUACAGCCCUGUCGGCACCCACCAGCCAAGUUUGCCACUCAGUGAUGCUUCCCAAGUGAUCUCCAUCACCUACUGAUGCUAACCCUGGGUUAACUACGCAUUCUUCCCUUGCUCACCUCCAUCUCCUCCUCCUUUCUCUGUGGCCACUUCUUUGCCAAAUUGCAAAUUUUAAGCUUCUCUGGGCAAAGACUUCCUGUUUUGUGUUUCUUUGUAGAACGCUAGGUGCAGGGAUGGCAGUAUAACAAGCCCACCGUAGAAGCCUUAAAAGCCUCCGGGCCGUCUCCUCCCAUACAAGCAUGUUUAUGGGUUAAUAUAGGGAUACCUUUAAAGCCCUAAAUGGCCUCGGUCCAGUAUACCUGAAGGAGCGUCUCCACCCCCAUCGUUCUGCCCGGACACUGAGGUCCAGCGCCGAGGGCCUUCUGGCGGUUCCCUCAUUGCGAGAAGUGAGGUUACAGGGAAGCAGGCAGAGGGCCUUCUCUGUAGUGGCGCCCGCCCUGUGGAACGCUUUCCCAUCAGAUGUCAAGGAAAUAAACAACUAUCUGACAUUUAGAAGACAUCUGAAGGCAGCCCUGUUCAGGGAAGUUUUUAAUGUGUGACAUUUUAAUGUAUUUUUUAAUCUUUGUUGGAAGCCGCCCAGAGUAGCAGGGGAAACUCAGCCAGAUGGGCAGGGUACAAAUAAUAAUUAUCUCCAGGUCUUCUCUGUUUCAUCUUUAGAGGUGCAUUUGGCAGGACAAUACUUUUAAAGCUCUCUUAUACCACUUUGACAGUCAUGGAGGAUCCUGGGAACUGUAGUUUAAGGGUGCUCUGAAUUGUAGGUCUCUGGGGGAAGCCAUGACUGUUAUGGUGUAAGAGUUUAAAUGAAUGGUGUGGAUGUGACCUGAUAUUUUCGUCUCAUGAAGAUCUUUUUGUAAAAAAAGAAUUGGGAACCUUUUGGUUUUGGGCAUUCCCUAAUGGUUGGUGCAGAGUUUAGGAUUCUUGGGCUGUUUCUAGGCAGGUGUUCCUUGUGGGAUCGGUGCUCCUCAUUGCAGCAUCCAUACAUCAAAAUGCCAGUCCGUAUUUCUCCCCUUUAAAUUUUGGAUUAGAAAGGUUCAGAAAAGGGCAGUCAAAAUGAUUGGGGGGAAUAGAACAACUCUCCAACAAAGAAAGGUUGCAGCAUUUCAGACUUUUUGGUUUAGAGAAACAGUGCGUAAGAGUUGACAGAAGUUGACGAAAUUAUGCAUAGCAUGAAGAAAAAGGAUAGACAAAUGUUUUUCUCAGUCUCUCCACACUAGAAUUUGUGGACAUUCAGUGAAACUAAUGUUGGAAGAUUCAGGACAGAGAAGAGAAAGCACUGAGUUACUUUGUAAAGCACAAUGUGUAUUUGUAUGAGAGAAACAAAGGUAGGGAUAUAUAUUUUCUAGAUAAAAAUGUGUAACAUGUAACCAGGCACAAAAUAGUUUAAAAGUUAUUUGUAUGCAGUAAUGGCAAGCCAAAAAAGAAAAGAAAAAAGACAGAACACCAGGUGCUAGAAAUAAGAUUUACUCCAGGUCUGAUGUAUUUUAUAAAAAACAAAAACAAAACCAAAAACCUUCCUCAGGAGCGCUGUAAAUAUAUGAGUAACAUAACACAGGAAAUCAGCUAUUAAGUACUGUACAAAAUACUGUAUAAUAAUGGGUUCCAGCUGAUAUAAAUGGUUUGUUAAUGGGGGUUUUUUUGCUUACUUCUGAGCCUCACUAAUGGGAAUUUUUGGUAGUUCUCGAUAUUUAGGAGUUGCCUCAUUUGUAUGUUUUCUGCUUUCAGCAAGGUUUUGUUAUACAUUUUGUUUACACACCUUCAAUUCCUCCACUAACUUUUUCUUUUUACAAGAGUUAGAUUGAAAACUUUUGUCUGGUAAUAUAUUCAAUACAGUGGUCCCUCUGGUUACAUACUUAAUUCAUUCCGGAGGUCCCUUCUUAACCUGAAACUGUCCUUAACCUGAAGUACUACUUUAGCUAAUGGGGCCUCCUGCUGCUGCUGCGCCACUGCUCCGCAAUUUCUGUUCUCAUCCUGAAGCAAAGUUCUUAACCCGAGGUACUAUUUCUGGGUUAGCGGAGUCUGUAACCUGAAGUGUAUGUAACCUGAAGCGUAUGUAACCUGAGGUACCACUGUAUGUGAUUGUGUGAAUGGAGGUCUCUUCAGGCAUUCAGCUGAACAUGCGAGUGCCAAACUAUGUAGGGUGUGUGCGCACGCAUUCAUGCCAGGUCUGACUCCGGUAUGGUUGUGCUUGCUCUCCCCUUGCUCAGCCACCGUGUUCUGCUUUGUAAGUCUCUUUGAGCUGCUUUUGUGGGUGGGGGGGGAGUUAAGUAAAAUUAAUUGAUGAUAAUGUUUCAUGGGGAACUCUGCAUAGGGAUUCAAUUUGCAUUUGCUCAAAUGCGAGGAAAACUCUGCGUGGUCGAGAACUCUGAUAAUGGCACCUGAAUAAGUGUUACGCAUUAUAUUUUGGACUUGCUAUCCCAUUUCUUACAUGUAUUGUUUGUAUAUUUAUACUGCCCUGAGGAAGUAUUCCUUCCCCCAAAACACUUUGGGCCUGGAAUAAAUUUCUGGCACUUGGGAUUCUUUCCUCUCUUACUGCCUGCUGUUGGUGCCACCUGGCCUUUGCGCGUAGCAAAAUGGCAACCGCGAGGGCGUCCUUCCAUUUUGGAGUGGCGCAGGGAGGCCUCUGUAUCUCCUCGAGGGCCCAAAGGCGUCACUCUGUGUACGAAGGGGGCCUGUUGAAUUUGCAACCACUUUGCAGGGAGGCCGGCGUGCAUCAGGAGCUUUAAAGUAUUGCUGUAACUCCGCUGAAGAAAGGGUGGCGGCAGAGUGGGCUUGCAAAGCUGAGGGGACAAGACACUCUUUCAGGGUCAGGUCAACAGGUGACAUCAUGCAUUAGAAGGGUUGAGUUUGUCACGUGGACACCUGUGGAGGUGGCUCUGCCCAGUUAUGCCGCAUGAGGUAAUAUUGACACGGUUACAACUGCAGCCUUGAGAGACGCCUCCCUGUCAUCCAGUUUCCUCCUCGGAGCACUCCCUCCUGCUCCAUAUCCCAUUUAUGAAUGGUGCAGUGUGCUCAGUGACUCCCCACAAAUAAAUUCACUUGUAUAUAUCCCAUUUUCUCUCUCUGCCCCACCUCCCCCCAAUGCAGAUUGUGUUCCCCGAAGUCAUGUGAGCUAAUCCAGAGUCCUCAUGCCUCCCCACCCCCCAUAAUCCCGUGCUGCUCUCUGCCCUUGAAUGGGAUACAAUAGCUUUGGGUGGGAGUGGCCGUCUUGAGCAAAUACGCCGGUCAGGUGUGUUUGCUUUGGGUGGGGAGCUGGCAACCUUUGCUGAGGUGAUUAUGUUUGCAUCAGAGGCUGUCGAAAACAAAGCUGGGAGGAUGUUAAAGAUCCAUCCUAUAUAAAGUUUGUGCAACCUGUUUCUUUUUUUCUUUUCCUGUCCAGGGGUGGGGAAAAGCAGUCUUCUACUUCGCUUUGCGGACAACACCUUCUCUGGUAAGUGCUGCCCUCUGUUCUCACUCAUUAGAUAGCCGGUGUGGGACUCGGACCCAAGAGUGACCAGGGUUCGAAUCCCCGCUCAGCUACGAAACUCAAUCUGCACCAUCAGAAUGAAGUUCAGGAGCCAAAAAGUUGUAUUGAAAAAGAUGACUUUUGAACUGUCUGCUCCCAAAAUGGCAACUAGGCACUCCAUUUUUGCGACUGUAACCCUGGUUUAAGCAGCCAUUUGGCACCUAGCUUAUUGAUAUGAGUUUCUAACGCUGGAGCCACAUAUGCCGCCUUGAGCGCUUUGGAAGAAAAUGGGAUAAAUAAAGAGCUGUUCUCAACACAGAGAUCAGGUAGGAGCCAAGACUGCCAACCUAUCAAUCAUAUUGCAACAGCGGCCAUAUUCGCUCAUUCUUUCAGCCUCUGCCUCAGGUCUUAUGAAAGGGAGAGCAGGGACGAGCCCAUUGUCCCCACUGCCUCUUGCACGUUUCCCAUUCAUGCAGCCCCUUUCCAUGUGUUGGGGGGCUGAAUGCCAGCAGAAGGGGCUACGGGAAAAGGCUCCCUAUGUAAUGUAGAACCCAGAUCUUCCUGCAGUCUUAAACCAUGCAGAGUCUGCUUGAGUAGAGCAGAGUCCUCGCUGCAGGUAUUCAGAUGAAGAUGAGACACUUGCCCAAAGCCACCCUGUGAAUCCGUGGCUAAAGGUGGGAUUAUCCCCUAGACCCAACCUGCAUCUCAGCCCAGUUUUAUCCACUGUGAUGACUGCAAUGUCCUUUGGUGUUUCAGCCACCACAUCGUAAGCGCCCUUUGACUCCAAGAAUUAUGAGUUGCCUGUUUUAUGGUCACCUGUUUCUAUCUCUGUGUUCUACAUAUUUUUAUCUUCCUGUUAUCUGUAGUUCCCCAUAUGUGUGUGUGUGUGUGUGUGUGUGUGUGUGUAUAUAUAUAUAUAUAUAUAUAUAUAUAUCGAAAUAUAUAUAUAUUUCGGGGGGGGGGGGAGUGUGAUUUCCCACUGGAAAAUUUCUAAUUUUGUUAAAUCUCCCUGCCAGUAUUUUUCUCCUCCUGUCCUCUGACUUCCCUUCCGCAUGUCUCUCUCCCAGGCAGCUAUAUCACAACCAUUGGGGUCGAUUUCAAGAUACGGACGCUAGUGAUAAAUGGAGAGCGAGUGAAACUGCAGAUCUGGGACACGGCUGGACAGGAACGGUUCCGAACCAUCACUUCCACGUAAGCAUGGCACAGAUGUGGGGUAUGCCUGGGUAUUCUAGGGGCAGGAUGGAGGGUGGAGGUGAUGUGGAUUGGCUCUGAUGCACGUAUGUGGGGAGCAAGCCACCUUGAAACUUAGUUAACAGGUGGGAUAUAAAUCCACAAUGAAAAGAUGUGGAAGGUUUGGGAUUUCUGGUUUCAGAGCAAAUAACCCUUUUUUCAUGUUUUCUGGGAGAGGCGCAGAGGUUUAUUCUAGGAUAGGGAACCCAUUUUACGGUCUUUCUUUCUCCUGUGACAGGUAUUACCGUAACACGCAUGGUGUCAUCAUCGUCUAUGAUGUGACGAACGCUGAGUCCUUUGUUAAUGUCAAGCGUUGGCUGCACGAGAUUGGGCAGAACUGUGACAGCGUCUGCAAGAUCUUGGGUGAGUGAAUCAGAGUUGAAAUCCUAGCUUCCCACAUUCAGUCGUCUAGUGUUUAACGGACAUGUGUUCACAGUAUACUGAAACCUAGUUAUCUAUGCUGAAGGCCAAAAGAUUUUCCCAAGAUGCAGUGCUCUUAUUCAUGCCAGGUCAGGUGGAAGCAGAUAAGUAUGACUUGUAUUUUAACUUUGGGAUGUACCAGUGGGUUUGGGGAACAGGAAGCCUAAGCCCUGCGGUUUAGGCUAGAAUCACACAGAAUCUCAUAGUGCAUUCUGGUUAAUCUAGGAGCAAAUAUGCACUUCUGAGCCAUCAGUGGAAGUUCUUUCUGGACUGCUGUGGCUUCAUUUGUGGAUGGAACAGGCUGUGGAGGUGAUGAUUUAACCCCCUUUAGAAAUAUUAGAAAUUGCCUAACAUUUUCUAAGCGUUGCACGUAUAUUAAGAGGCAAGAUGCUCUGCCCGCAGGCUCACAAGCAAAUAGACGUGAUACAAAAGAGAAAGGAAUGGAGAUCAAAGCAAAUGCUGGCACAGCCAAAGGAUGGUCUCCCCGCCCCCAGUGUUCUUUCUGGGAGGCAGCAGGGGGUAUAGCCUUCAUGCAGCCCUAAGUCACCUGUCUGGUGGUGCACUGUGUUCCUUCAUGCCGGGAGAAGGGAAGCACUGCAUCCUGUGUGCAGUUGCUUGGAGUGGGGUUCAGACCAUGUGCACUUAAUGGGUAGCAGGGUCUUGUGCAGAUAAUUUUCCCCCCAUCACCUCCUUUCUGAUCCUUAAAAAAAACAAAAAACUUAAGGUACCAGGGCUUGACCUUGGACUUUCCAUGUGAGAAGCAUGUGCUGUACAACUGAGCUAACGUCACAGGUGGCUUUAAAGCUUUUUCUAGGGAAAGUUGUUCCUAUCAACUUAAAUUGGUGCAAUAAAUGGCUCUCUGAUCUAACCUGACAAUCUGGUUUCUGUUGAGCGGUUGUACUGCCUUGGCUUGGUAGCUUAUGGGGCAAUUUUCCUUUGAAUACUCUGGUUUGGGAAUUAGCUGCACUCUUUUUGUCUAUACUGCUGGUACUCUUACAGUAUUUCCUCUGGUAAUAAUUAAGGCUGCUGGAUGCCUCUUUGUUGCAUUUGAUUCCGCUUCUGAUUCCUCCUCCUUCCUCUCCCCCAAAUUGUCAUCAGUGGGUAACAAAUGCGAGGACCCAUCGCGGAAGCAAGUGGAGACAGCUGACGCCCGGCGGUUCAGUGAGCAAAUGGGAGUCCGCCUCUUUGAAACCAGCGCCAAGGAAAACCUCAAUGUGGAAGAGGUAUUGGACCGGGGUGUGGGUGAGGGUGGAGACGGGAAGAAUGAAAACACACAGUACCUAUAGAGCAGGGAUGGGGAACCAAUUUGGCCCCCCAAACCACGCCCCCUUGCCCCUCAGUGAGGUCAACUGGUGGGUAGGAGGAUAGGGUUUAAUCCUGCAUUGGUUGUGAACAGGACUGCAUAGCCUAGUCGGCAGGAUUUAAUUUUGAGUCAUCAGUGAAUUAAAUAUCGGAACCUUAAAUGGGAAGUGGGGUGGGCCUCUUCCUUUUCAAGUUCCUGAUCUUGGGGACUUGAAAGAGAAGAGGGAGGUUUGCAAAAAGCCUUUGCAAGCCUCUUUGCUUGCCUUUCAGCUCCAGAGCUUGUUCUGAUCUUGAGCGUGUGGGAGAAGAGGCUUGCAAAAGGGGUUUUGAUUGGUGGGUGCCCUUGCUGCAUGUCAGUCACGAGGCACAAUAAUGUGAUUGACAGGUAGGUGCUCUCUCAGCCACCCAUCCACUUUAUCCUGCGAGGCAGAUCCUGAUAAGGAUUUGGCCUGUGGAGCCAAGAAUAUCCCCCACUCCCUAUUAGAGAAAUGCCACUGUGCCUAAUGGGUGUGUGUGUGUGUGUAUGCGCGCGCGUUGUUGGUAGGGAAAGGCAGGCUCAUCACUCUGUAUUUUUCCUCCGCUACAGAUGUUCAAUGCCAUCACAGCCAUGGUGCUCCGGACUAAACAGGAAAAUCUGGCACGGCUCCAGCAGCAGAAUGAGGUUGUCAAAAUCAACAAACCCAAAAAGAAACCCUCCGUCAAGAAAUGCUGCUGAAGGGACAGCCCCUGUGUUCUCCUCUUCCUCCCCGCCCCAAAAUCCUGAGAAUGACUGACUGGACUGUGGAAGGGCUGGUUGGGUGGGUAAAAAUAGCUGCCGUUAUGUGUGCAUGUGUGGUGGGGGAAGGGGGGGGCCUGGAAUCCUGGCGGGAGGGCACGGGGGUCUGUGUGAAAUAAUGCCCACAGCACUGGAAUGGCACUCCCCUCCCCACAACCCUUGGAGAGGUUGAGUUGCUGGAAUGGAAAAAUCUAUAUACUGGCGCUGAAAUCCCUUCUUGCGUUGGGGAUAGAGGCAGGGGAACAUUGAAGAGCAUUAAAAACAAACAAUGCUGAAACAAAUUGCAUAAAGGUGAUGAAUAGGAGGAUGAGGGGCAUUUUCUACUUCCAGAAAACAAAAAUAACCUCUGCAGUGUUGCCUAUAAACUCUCUUCUCAUGUAUUUUACUUCUCGUCUUCCUCUGCCCUCCAUUCCCACCCUGUGUUGCCAUGGCGCAGUGCAGCUCGAGUAUCCAUUGUUGGGUCACUGUGAUACGUGUGUGUGUGUUGCGGGAGAAAGAUGUGUAUUUCUUUUUAAGGGGGGAGGACAAUACAGCUGUACCUGUGACUAAUGAGGGGUAGGAUGAAACUGGGGGAAUCCAGUGCCUCAAUUCACAAUACUUCACCUAGCAAUAGUGGGGAUUGCCCCAAUUUUCUUCUUGGCUUGCGUUUGCUAAGAAAUGUGGUCAGAAUACUGUCCUGAGGCCUGGGUUAAAAACCAGGGUGCAAACCUCUCCCACUGGGUCUGGAAUAGGAUUGUUCAUCUCUUCCCCAUAACCCCUUCUCCAGUCUCAUGUAUAUUCAUAUUCAAAACAAGGCUGGGGUUGGAAAGGUCUCUUUGAAACCUCCCUGCCUUGUAUUAGCAAUUGGGGUACCAUCCUGUCAGCCCAGCCUCCCUCCUGAAACCGAGGAACUAAUCAGAAGGUGUGUAUAUGCCAAACUUGGAAUAUGAAACACUCUUUGGAUCUGGGAGGUGGGUCUCCACCCCGCAACUCCAAAAUGGUGGGUACAACAGGGUUGAAAUUGUAUCUGCCCUCCCACCUCUGUCUUUAAAUAUGGGGACCUUCUGACUGUGCAAUACGUCUGCUUCAUGAAUUAUUUUAUAUACACAAAAAUGAAUUAUGUACAUAAUUAAAACAUCUUGUGUUAACCCACUGCUAAUGGCAUUAAACCUGUCAAGGAGACACCACUGUUCAAUAAAGAAAUUUAGAUAUG
Molecule: messenger RNA, 14620 nt
Organism: Podarcis lilfordi (Lilford's wall lizard)
Lineage: Eukaryota; Metazoa; Chordata; Lepidosauria; Squamata; Lacertidae
Source: the annotation of a GenBank genome assembly